AGGCAUCUCAUGCUGUCCAUGGCAGAAUAUGUUGAAAUCAUAGUUUAACACGAGCUGGAAUCAUAGCUCCGGCAUAGAACCCUAUCCGUGCUAUAACUCGGCACCAAUCCUUCGCUAUGGGCAACUGUGUUUCUUCAAGUUGGGGGAAGUGGGCAUUGUGUGUACAAGAUAGCGCGACUUCGGCCCGAUCUUGGUCUUCCACAGACUUCAGUGUGAGGUCACUUCUAUCCCAGUCACUACCAGAGCAGCCAUCGACCGAGCCGUCAUCUCCCGAGCAGGAAACAGCGGAGCAGGCAGUGCUCGAAGAACCCCGAAAGGCAUCUCAGAACCUCGAUACUCUGCCUGCAGAGCUAUUCGACAUGAUCGCCAGCUACCUUGACCGAGAUGGGCUCUAUAGCCUCUAUCUCGUCUCCCAAAGGGUGAGCAAACUGGCCUACCCGUCCAUUCUUGCUUCCUUACAUGCCAGGAAACACACCGGGCUCACGCCCAUAGAGAUCGAAAACAUCCACACUCUGGCGAUUGACCCCACAAUCAAUCACCUUCCCAGGUCGUUGCAUGUAACCGUGCCCUAUAUCGGGUACAGUACUGCACGGAAGGUAAGUUGGGGGCGCCUAUCUUACGACCGCAAGGCCCUUCAUGAGCUUCCAGAGAUGAAAGCAUUGAGGCAGGACUUGAAUCGGUUAGUCAAUUGCAAAGAGUUUCAUUUCACACUCGCCAGGGCAGGGUCGACUUUGGAGAACAAGAUCAUGUACAUCGAGGACGCUCUUUAUGCAGUCCUUGCUGAAAACACCGUCCCAGUCGAGAAACUCAUACUGGACAGCAGGGUUGUCAAGUCGCGGGCGAACGAGAAGUCAAUGAUGCACCCAAAUCUUGCAAGGGUGUGGAGGCGCCUGAAGUCGCUCAAGAUUACCGAGUCGCCCUCAUUGGAUUUUUCGAGAGGUACUGCUCUCUCCCACAUCCUUCAGCACGCCCCAGAACUUCGAAGCCUUUCCCUCCACAGUCUAGCUGACACCCCUGCACGUCGUUCAACAAUAUUCAAGUUAGCCAGCUCCGCAAACAUACGAACUAACCGACUCGAGAAGCUGAGGCUCUCUUAUCUCACAGUUGAGCCGGAAGAUUUGAUCAUGUGGCUAACACGCUUCAAUAGUACCCUGAGGAUACUGGACCUUCAAUCCGUUGGCCUGGCGCACGGAAGCUGGGUAAAUGUAGUCCAGCACAUCCUCGACUCAUGUCCUAACUUACAGAAAGUUGUUGUGGACUACCCCUGGGUUUCUGAUUGGAACCGGCGUGCCUGGGAUAAGUUUGAGUGCUCGGGGCCUGAUAUUCGAAUCAAGCUAGAGCAAUUCAAGCAGAGCGCCACUGAAGCCAAAAUUUGACUUGUCAAGGGCGACGUCCUGGCAAGUAUCCACUCGUUUGUGUACAGUACGAUCUCUGAUAUGUUUGAGUUUGGAGAUGCUGUCUAGUACAUAAAUUCCUUUUGUUUGUUGUGUGUACAUUUCUGUGAACAUUCCCAUAUUUUCGUCGUGUCUAUUGCAUGUUUGAGGUUCCGAUCUAUGUAAUGUAAGCUGCCCACCCUUUCGGUAUUUGCUUUUCUUUUUUGUCAAUUUUUGUUCUGUUCUUUCUUUUUUUCUAUCCCUCUCAUUCAUUGGCCCUUGAUUAGAUGGUUCCUGACAGACAGGUACCAGAUGCCAUGGGUCGCCCACCAUCCAGAUCAUCCCAUGGUCUAUAUGACCGGCAGGAGAUCGUGCAUGGUAGCGAGCCAGGCUACCAUCACUUGCUUAGACUAUUGCCCUUAGCAUAAUGAUAAUUCAAGAAUUGUGUUCAACCAUUGUGUGUGUCUGUCACUUGACCUGAAGCCUGUGU
Messenger RNA from Aspergillus piperis CBS 112811, 1863 nucleotides. RefSeq lists its product as uncharacterized. The transcript has a single exon. Gene Ontology annotation, molecular function: protein binding. The record is from RefSeq and is a predicted model, not a curated record. Lineage: Eukaryota; Fungi; Ascomycota; Eurotiomycetes; Eurotiales; Aspergillaceae. The coding region runs from base 117 to 1376 and encodes 419 amino acids.